Molecule: messenger RNA, 2775 nt
Organism: Mesorhabditis belari
Lineage: Eukaryota; Metazoa; Nematoda; Chromadorea; Rhabditida; Rhabditidae
Source: the annotation of a GenBank genome assembly
AUGAAUCUAUCAAUUCCUCUAUUCUUAUUCAUUUUCUUCUUCACCAAAUCGGCUAAUGGUUUCCUUAACUCGAUCUCGGCGUUGAAUAAGUUAGCCGAAUUGGGCAAGAAAGUCUACGAUUUCUUCGAUGACAACAAGGCUCAAACCACAGUCGGGGUGAUGCUCUCGAAAAAUGUGUCAGCCGAGAAAAAGAUACAGAUUGCUUCACAACUUGCCGAGCCAGCGAUUCGCACAAAUCCGAAGCUGAAUCGAUUGAAUCAGGAUUUGAGGGAGGAUUUGAACGCGACACUCACCGGAUUACGGAAUAAUUGGCUAAUGAAACGCACGUUGGAUUCGGUUUUGAAACAAAAGCUUACAUCAAGCAUUGGCAGUAUGCUUCAAAAUGGAACCAUUGAAAAAUUGCCUGUCUCUUUUGCGAAAGACGCGAACCGAAAACUCGCCGAAGCUCUCUACCAAAAUGGCCGAAUUGAAAUUUUGGGUGACGGGACCUCGCAUGAUAGUCUGAUUAUCGAUUUGGGAAGGGCUAUUACAUCGAAAUUUGAGAGUCUUUCCAUUGAAUGGAGCGAAAAGUUGACCUCGGUUCUCAACGGCGUUUCGGCGAACAAAAUGCUUAUCGAAGCGUUUCAAGGAAAAGUGAUGGCCGGUCUUGACCUGCUGGGAAACGAGAUGAACUUCUCGAAAGCGACCACCGACGAUUUUCGGAAGAAUCUUUACAAAACAUUUGAUGUCUGUUUCGAUACAACGAUGCAAAACAUCGAAGCCAAGUACGACAAAGAGCCGGGAGUGCUGCAAAAGCUUCGAACACAGUUCGAAUCUCAAUUCGAUGUUUCUCAAAGCAGAUCCGAAUUCAGCUUGACAAAUUUCUGGAAAGAAACGAGCACAGCAGAGAAUUUGGAGCUGAUGACUGAAAUGGAGAGACUUUUCGAGAAGAAAUUGACCGAACACUUGGCGACGCAAUAUUUCAACGACAACGAGUUGGGCCCAUAUCUCGGGCGAUCGAUCCAUUUGCUCCAGAAAACGAUGGAGACAAAUUUCAAAGAUAUCAACGAGCUUUCGUUUCAAAACACCGAUCUCAAGAAUUUCAUCGAAAAUCAGGCACAUUUGGAGCACGAGAGGAAAUUCAUUGAGAAAGAAAUAAUUUCCUUCUUUGUGGCUUCACUGGCACAAAUUGUGACAGCAGAUGAAGAAUGGAUUGAAGAUUGCAACAGCCAGAGUGAAAACAUUCACAUUCAUUCGGCUGGUGGCAACUGGAAAAACUUUUCGAGUGAUGUGACGUCUCACCAAUAUUUUUUUUGGCUCGAUCGAAAGUUCACGUGCACUGCUGAUCCAGACCAUUUCGCGCUUGUUCGAAUAAACGACCAGAUGGAUUCACCGUCAGACACAAAAACUAUCACUUGUGGAUCGGAGCGUAAAUGGUUGUGCAAAGGUGAAGUCGUUGUCUCUGUUGGAUGCUACACAGGCACACGGGCAGAUUGGAUCCAAAAGCCCGAAGAAGAGGAAAGGAUUCAAAAUUGGAUGGCCGAGCAUCACGGAGUCAAAGAGGAUCAAAAGGAUUGGACAUGGGGCAGCAGCCAGUAUAAACAACAAGAGAAAAUGCAGAGAAUGGCUUCGGAAAUCUAUAAACUUUUGCUUAACACCCAUAAUAUAAUCAGAAAGCAAGUCGCCGUUCUACCGGCAGACUAUGUGAAUGCUAUUUGGGAAGGAAAGGUUUCCUCAGAGGACAACUACUACAUGAGAACGGGUUUCGUUGGCUUUGGAGACAAUAACUCUGUGCUGAAAUUUGCGAAUUAUGUGAUAUUUGUGUUUCGUGGUGGCUUUCCGGACCGAUCAAAGCCUGAUGGAAAAGAAGCAAUCAGUCGUUACUUUCAAGAUGGUCUCAAAGGGAUAGAACGACACGAUGGGAUCCAAUCGCUAGCAGAGCGUGCAGCGACUUAUGCUUAUAAAUGGGAAGGACAAUUGGUUUUCUUGUUUAUGGCUUCGCUGGCACAAAUUGUGACACCAAAUCAAGAAUGGAUUGACGAGUGCAAGAGCCAGAGCGAAAAAAUUGUCAUACAUUCGGCUGAUGGCAACUGGAAAAACUUUUCGAGCGAUGUGACGUCUUAUCAAUAUUAUUGGCCCUAUCGGAAGUUCACGUGCACCGCUGAUGCAGACGAUUUCGCGUUUGUUCGAAUAAAUGACAAAAUGGAUUCACCGUCAGACACAAAAACUAUCACUUGUGGAUCGAAGCAUCAAUGGUUGUACAAAGGUGAAGUCAUUGUCACUGUUGGAUGCUACACGAGUGCACGGACAAAUUGGAUCCAAAAGCCCGAAGAAGAGGAAAGGAUUCGAAAUUGGAUGGCCGAGAAUCACGGAGUUAAAGAAGAUCAAAAGGAUUGGACAUGGGGCAGCACCCAGUAUAAACAACAAGAGAAAAUGCAGAGAAUGGCUUCGGAAAUCUAUAAACUUUUGGUUAAUACCGAUAUAAUCAGAAAGCAAGUCGCCGUUUUACCGGCAAACUAUGUGAAUGCUUAUCGGGAAGGAAAGGCUUUCUCAGAGGACAACUACUACAUGAGAACGGCUUUCGUUGGCUUUGGAGACGAUAACUCUGUGCUGGAAUUUGCGAACUAUGUGAUAUUUGUGUUUCGUGGUGGCCUUCCAAACAGAUCAAAGCCUGAUGCGAAAGAAGGAAUCAGUGAUUACUUUCAAGGCAUUUGGAAAUGGCAAGAACGAGACGACGGGAUCCAGUCGCUAGCAGAGCGUGCAGCGGCUUAUGGCGAGAAAUGGGAAGGACAACCU